Molecule: messenger RNA, 884 nt
Organism: Symbiodinium sp. CCMP2456
Lineage: Eukaryota; Dinophyceae; Suessiales; Symbiodiniaceae
Source: the annotation of a GenBank genome assembly
GCCCUGCUGGAACUUGGGAAAUUGGAUCUGGAGGGGUUGCUACGCUUGGCUGCAGGCGUGGAAGCGACAGAUCCAUCUUCGCAGACAUGGCUGGCAAUACAGGCGGAGCUGGUUCGGCGGCUGCCAGAUCUGCACAUCGAUGUCUCGGAUUUCUGGACCUUAUUGGCAUUGCCUUCAUGUGCCACAUGGCAGAUGCCCUCGCCAGCUGGUGCAGGUCGCCCCUUUCUCUGCUUCUACGUCGCUGUGGCCACCUUCGCGACGCACGUGGCGGGCAGAAACCACACGACACUUCGGAUCGUCACGUUUUGACCAAAGAUCCGGGCACGGGUGUCUGCGAUGGGGAGGCACCUGUACAGCUUUUGGACCUUGCCAAGGCCACCUUCGGCGAAAGCACACCCAUCUUCGGUGAUGCCGCGCACUGGCACGGGUUUCUGCACCGCCUGGACGUGCCUUGCUCUGGCCUUGUCCUGCUGGCAACGACAUACGAGGCUUUCUACGAUCUGCAGCUGCAGCUCCACACUGGGGAGCUGGAGAGGGACUACGCCUUGCUUUGCCACGGUUGGCUCCACGGCUUCCGGGUAUUGGAGGCUUCGCUGCACCGAUUCGCGGCCGGCGGGCGUGGCCGGCAAAGCCGAAGCCUGGCUAAAGCCCUGGCGCUAAGUCGGCGCAGCUUCCAGGCGUUCACGUUCGCUGCUGUACGGAUCAUGACUGGUCGGCAGCACCAGAUUCGCAGGCACUUCGCGCACGUUGGCCACCCCGUCGUCCACGACAGCCUCUACGGAAGUGUGUGGACCUUGUCGGAGGACUCUACUCUUUGCACUCGGAAUUGGUUGCAUCGCUACCGCCUGGCUUUCAGGGUGGGCGGCAGCCUCUGGGCACAAUGA